This is a messenger RNA of Pleuronectes platessa (European plaice), 1684 nucleotides long. RefSeq names its product gap junction protein beta 9b (gene gjb9b). NCBI's taxonomy places the organism in Eukaryota, Metazoa, Chordata, Actinopteri, Pleuronectiformes, Pleuronectidae. Gene Ontology annotation, cellular component: connexin complex. Bases 291 to 1169 code for a protein of 292 amino acids. The transcript has 4 exons. The record is from RefSeq and is a predicted model, not a curated record. Gene Ontology annotation, biological process: cell communication.
UCAGGUAACACUCGCAAGUCACUUAGCAUCGACUGGACAGGGCCUGCCACGACACAUCCCAAGUGGCCUGUCGGGAAGCGUCUUUUUACAAGGCUUCCUUCUGACACAGCAAAGGGAGGCUCCGAAGAUGACUCACUCACCAAUGUAUAAUCAGACCAUUUUGAAAAAGGUGGCUCUGUGUAAACAGAAACCAGCUUUUUCCGGGAAUGAGUUUAUCAUCUCAUCAAGGACCUCAUCCCACCAUUUCUACCUGAAGAGCGUCUGGCUCCGCCCCGACAGCAGCCUCAGCCAUGAACUGGUCUGCUCUGGAGGCCCUCCUCAGCGGGGUCAACAAAUACUCCACCGUGUUCGGCCGCAUCUGGCUCUCCAUGGUCUUCGUUUUCAGGGUGAUGGUGUUUGUGGUGGCCGCGCAACGCGUGUGGGGUGAUGAGAGCAAGGACUUUGUCUGUAACACGGCCCAGCCGGGCUGCACCAACGUCUGCUACGACUCCAUCUUCCCCAUCUCCCACAUCCGCCUGUGGGCCCUUCAGCUUAUUUUUGUCACCUGCCCAUCGCUGAUGGUGGUCGGCCACGUGAAGUAUCGGGAGAAGAAGGACACGCAGUUCACCAACUCACACAAGGGCACCCAUCUCUAUGCCAACCCUGGGAAGAAACGUGGAGGGCUGUGGUGGACUUACCUGGUGAGUCUGAUUUUCAAAGCAGGCUUCGACGCAGGCUUCCUCUACAUCCUGUACUAUGUCUACGAAGGUUACGACAUGCCCCGCCUGUCCAAGUGCUCCCUGGAGCCGUGUCCCAACACGGUGGACUGCUACAUAUCCCGCCCCACCGAGAAGAAGAUCUUCACCAUCUUCAUGGUGGUCUCCUCUGCCAUCUGCAUCUUAAUGUGCAUCUGCGAGAUGAUUUACCUCAUCUGCAAACGCUUUCAGAAGCUCCUCAGGAGGAAGGCGGAGUCUGACAAGAGGAUGUCCGCACAGAAUCACGAGAUGGUGCCGCUGGCAGCGCCCAGGUCAGUGUUCAGGUCCAGAUCAUCAAUCAGAGUGGAUCCUACGGUAUCUGUCCAGAACCUUAGUAACGUCAAGGCUGAGGAGUCAAUUGAGAAAACCCUAACCCCAACCCAGGUUGAAGAAAUGAGUAAAGCUUUCCAAAGGCUAGAAUAUUUAAAUAACUGAAGCUCAACGCCAAAGAGAUCUCCCCCAAUUCAGGCAGCGUCUUGUAAAUAUGAUCAUGUCUAAUGACUUUGUGCAAGAGCACAGACAGACAGAGGAUCACAAAGGAAGUUAGAGGGUUUAAUAGAAUUCCUUUCUGUUUUUUUUUUAUUGGUUUGUGUGUCUGUGAUUGAAUGUGCGGAUGUGUGUGUACGUCUUUUUGUGUAUUACUAUUGGCCAGUGGCAACCUUAAAAUAAAAUGUCAUUUUUAAUUUGGUGCAGUUACACACUGCCCCCUAAUGAAUAAAUCAACAUAAAGCACACAAAGCUCUGCUGUAGGGGUAACAUAGUAAUCUGAAGAGAUAACUUGAGAAGCUUUUGUUCUUAGAUAUGUCCUAUACAGAAAAUGGUCUUUAUUAUGCUCUUCACGACUUCAUGGCUCUUCACGACUUCAAAAAGUGAAGUAAGAUUCGCAAUAAUGUGUUCCUUUAACAUUUUUGUAUUUAUUGUUGUUAUCUAUAAAGUUAUUUAAAAAAAUA